This is a messenger RNA of Aspergillus heteromorphus CBS 117.55, 2105 nucleotides long. Its product is annotated as Zn(II)2Cys6 transcription factor. The record is from RefSeq and is a predicted model, not a curated record. The transcript has 3 exons. NCBI's taxonomy places the organism in Eukaryota, Fungi, Ascomycota, Eurotiomycetes, Eurotiales, Aspergillaceae. Gene Ontology annotation, biological process: regulation of DNA-templated transcription; DNA-templated transcription. Gene Ontology annotation, molecular function: DNA-binding transcription factor activity, RNA polymerase II-specific; DNA binding; zinc ion binding. Bases 54 to 1970 code for a protein of 638 amino acids.
GUACCAGCAUGGAAUGCUGAUACUCAAUCAAGCCGAGUCGAGUCAAUCAAGACAUGGAUCGCCCGCGUCGGUAUAACGUCGAACGGUCCUGUCUGAGCUGCCACCAGCGCAAGGUCCGUUGCGACAAGGCCUCUCCAUGCGGGCACUGCAUGCGAUACAAGGUUCCAUGCCAGUACCCAGGUCCGAAUCACAUCAAACGUCGCUCCGCCAAGAUAACCACCGCCGAUGUCCUCGCCCGGCUGGAAUCGCUCGAGCGUUCCAUCGCGGCCUUGUCCCGCGACCGACAGAUCCCCGACAACAAUAGUCUGGAUAAUGAUGUCUCCCAAGACUCUGCCGUGGAAGACCGUCUGAGUAGGCAGACGUCGUCGACUGGCACCACCACGACAGCCGACCAGACUAUCCACGGAGGCGUCUUGGUCGAGGACGGCCGGUACAUCAACGAACAGCUUCUAUCGCGGGUUCUAGAGAAGGAGAAAGACCUGCAGUCUACCAUCGCGACUCCUGUCAGCGACGGGAUCAACUCCAGACGCCCCCCGGCUCUCAAAGCGGAUGGACUCCUGGUCAGUCGCUUUCUGGCGGAAACGGACCUUCAGACUAUGCACCCGUCGCAGUGGCACGCGACGCAGCUCUGGCAGAUAUUUCUAAACCGGGUUGAUCCCCUUGUCAAGGUGAUUCACGUUCCCUCGACACAGCCCCGCAUCUUUGCGGCGAUCAACCGGCCGCAGGACGCGCCGGCGGACUUGCAUGCGUUGCUCUUCUCGAUUUACUUUGCUGCGACUACGAGCUUGCUUGCCGAUGAGCCCGGCCAUGAGGAGAGACUUGCGGACAUUCGCAACUAUCAGCAAGGGUUGGAGCUUGCGCUUUAUCAUUCGUCGUUUUUGGAUGCUCCUACUUUGACGUCGUUGCAGGCGAUGAGUAUUUAUCAGAUGUGCCUGCGCUAUCAUAAUAGUGGACGCUCGGGAUGGACGAUGCGAGGGCUGGUCCUUCGAGCCGCACAAUCCAUCGGACUCCACCGCGACGGGAAACAUUUCAAAUUGACGCCACUGGAAUGCGAGCUGCGCCGGCGACUAUGGUGGCACAUAUGCACCGCGGAUAGCCGCACCACGGAGGACCACGGCGUCAUGGUGAGCGGCGCAGACGAGUUCUGCGACACCGUGUUCCCCGCGAACAGCGACGACUUGAAUCUAUCCGUCACGGCGAAAGCGCCGCCCCAUCCCCAGGAAUGCUGGACCGAGAUGACAGUGUUUCUGAUUACCACCACGGCCAAUCAGCAGCGACAGGAGCUGCACCGAGUACUGAUGGGACAUGUGACUGGGAAAAAGCCCAGCGAACUGAUACAGGACUUGAAAGACCAGCUGCACAAUGCUUAUCUGCGACACGGCGAUCCCAACAUCCCCAUUCAGCGACAGGGAAUAAUGCUCGGAGAUGUCCUAGUCUUGAAGAUGGAGAUGUACAUGCAUCAGAAAGAACUCCAAGUCCAGAGCGCAUCCAUGUCGACCUCAGAGCGGCAGGCCGCACGAGAGAAAACUCUAGAGAUAGCCUGCCUCGCUCUGGAGCGAAGCAUGGAGAUGUCCACCGACGAGCUUUUGCGCGGGUUUCGCUGGCUGUCCUCGACCUACAUCCCGUAUUAUGUCCUGACGUACAUACUCUGGCACCUGUGCGUGUACCCAGCGGACCCGCACGUGGACCGCGCCUGGCAAGGGAUAACGCGUACCUUCGAUAUGACGGAGAACGAUCCCUCGUGGCCAGAUCCAGGACCCAAGUGGGCGAUUAUCGCCCGGCUGCGAGACAAGGCGUUGCACAUUAGACAUGGGCAGGAGGCGGAUCAGGCGCAGUCAGACACUGAAGACCAUCCAGUCGCCGAGACACCCCCGGCAGAGUCAUUCUAUGACUUUGUCAACUGGGACAUGGGGGUGAUUGGAUUUCCGGACUGGACGGGUUUAGCCCCGAGUGUUGAUGACGUGUUAUGAGCGAUGAAGUAGGAUUCUCGGAAUAUCUACUCUAAUCCGGAGUAUAUAAAACUAAAUGGCCACAGACAUGAAAGCAGCGAAUAUACCCACCGAAUCCCCCUCAAAACUUCUUCUUCAGCACCCAUCCCGUCUGAC